This is a messenger RNA of Staurois parvus, 366 nucleotides long. NCBI's taxonomy places the organism in Eukaryota, Metazoa, Chordata, Amphibia, Anura, Ranidae. The record is from the annotation of a GenBank genome assembly.
UCCCCCCAGCCCGGACCCCCACUCCGUUUCCACCACCCCUCUCUGCCAAUCCCUCCACUGGCCUCCACUCAGUGUCCUCCACCCCCCUCUGCCAAUCCCUCCACUGGCCUCCACUCAGUGCCCUCCACCCCCCUCUGCCAAUCCCUCCACUGGCCUCCACUCAGUGUCCUCCACCCCCCUCUGCCAAUCCCUCCACUGGCCUCCACUCAGUAUCCUCCAUCCCUCUCUGCCAAUCCCUCCACUGGCCUCCACUCAGUGUCCUCCACCCCCCUCUGCCAAUCCCUCCACUCAGUGUCCUCCACCCCCCUCUGCCAAUCCCUCCACUCAGUGUCCUCCACCUCCCUCUGCCAAACCCUCCACUGGCUU